AUGAUAUUUCACAUCCAUGUAGCUCUAUCUAUUAAUGCUGGUCUUUUUAGUGUUUUAAAUUUUUUUUGUUUUGCACUUUUGCUUUUCUCUUCAUCUUUCACUUUUUCUUCUCCUCUUCUCCAUCCUUUCUUUCUUUCUUUCUCUAAAUUUAAAAUUUCUUACUUGAAUUCAUUCUCUUUUUAUUUCUUAUCUCUCCUCGAUUACCUUACUCCCCCUCCAAUCAUUCCUUCCUUCCUGCCUUCCUUUCCUUUACUUUCGUUUUCCUUUCUUCCUCCCACCCUCCCUUCCUUCCUUCCUAGCACCCGCCAAUCAUUCCUUUCUUCCACCUUUCCUUCCUUCCUUCCUUCCUUCCACCCUUCCUUCCUUCCUUCCUUCCUGCCACCCUCCCUUCCUUCUCCCUCAAUCCUUCCUUCCUUCCUUCCUUCCUUCCUUCCUUCCUUUCCUUUCGUUUUCCUUUCUUCUUCCCACCCUCCUUCCUUCCUUCCUUCCUUCCUUCCUUCCUUCCUUCCUUCCACCCUCCCUUACUUCGUCCCACCCUCACUUCCUUCUUUCCCUCCUUCCGUAACUUUCCUUUCCUUUCUUUCUCCCACCCUCCCUUCCUUCCUUCCUAGCCCCCUCAAUCAUUCCUUCCUUCCUUCCUUCCUUCCUUCCUUCCUUCCUUCCUUCCUUCCUUCCUUUCCUUUCGUUUUCCUUCCUUCCUUCCUAGCACCCGCCAAUCAUUCCUUUCUUCCACCUUUCCUUCCUUCCUUCAUUCCUUCCUUCCUUCCUUCCUUCCUUCCUUCCACCUCCAUUCCUUCGUCCCACCCUCUCUUCCUUCCUUCCUUCCUUCCUUUCCUUUCCUUUCCUUUCCUUUCUUCCUCCAACCCCCUCCCUUCAUUCCUACCUAGCACCCUCCAAUCAUUCCUUCCUUCCACACUCCCUCCCUUCCUACCUUUCUGCCACCCUACCUUGCUUCGUCCCAUUCUCACUUCCUUCCUCCCAUCCUCUCUUCCUUCCUUCCUUUCUUUCUUUACUUUCUCUCUCUAUUUUUCAUCGUUUCCGAACUGCCUCCCAAUAUAUUACUUUUCUUUAAUUCACAGAUAUUCCUUUCAUUUUUCUUCUUUCUUUCUUUCUUUCUUUCUUUCUUUCUUUCUUUCUUUCUUUCUUUCUUAUUCCUUGAACAUGCAAAUAAAUCGCUCGUUUAAUAUAACUUGA
Acanthosepion pharaonis is the source of this 1194-nucleotide messenger RNA. The record is from the annotation of a GenBank genome assembly. Lineage: Eukaryota; Metazoa; Mollusca; Cephalopoda; Sepiida; Sepiidae.